Parascedosporium putredinis is the source of this 606-nucleotide messenger RNA. The record is from the annotation of a GenBank genome assembly. NCBI's taxonomy places the organism in Eukaryota, Fungi, Ascomycota, Sordariomycetes, Microascales, Microascaceae.
AUGAAUAAUCAGCCUCCACGAGGCUCAGCUUUCGACCGAGACCGCGAGAUCAUUGACCAGCGCCAACGCGCUGCCGAUCAGAUGGCUCACCGUGAGCGCGAACAAAACGAGCGGACUCACCGUGAGCCGUACCAUCCCAGCGUUCCCCAUCAUAGUACGGCCGGUUCGAUCCCUAUUCAUCAACCAGUUGCCUCCCGCUUGCCGGGUGCCAUCCAUAGUCCCGGAGGCCUUCUCGCCAACCACGGCUCCACAUCGGCCAUACCCCUGGGCGCCCCUUCGGGACCUGUCGCUACCUUUGGUGGGCCUCUUCACGAGCAGGGAAAUAGGCCACCAGCUCAACAUGGUCCGCAAAAUAACCCUGGGCCACAGCAUCAAAUGUUUGGCCCUAUGACCCACGGAGCGGACCCCAGGGCCCGCCCCAAGGUCCUCCCCAAGGUCCCCCUCAUGGAGCCCCUCCAGGCCCUCAAGCCAUCUUUGGGGGCCCUCUUCCCGGCCAGGAAGGACAGCCGCCAGUUCAACAAGGCCAUGUCGCCGGCGGGGUGCAGGCAUCUGCGCCGGCGCAAGUCGGCCAAGGUCCUGCUCCCCAGGGUCAACAGCCAAUCUUGA